UGCGCACUUGCGGAUGUUGCGUAAUCUUCGUGCGGAUGGUUUGUUAUUGAUGGCGUCAUGUGAACUGAUUUUUCCGUUAUAAUUAUUAUUCGGUUAUACUGUAGUGGACGAUUUAAAACAGAUCUUUAACCAUAUAUCAGAGAAUCGGUGCUGUGACGUCCAAGCAGACAUUUAAGCACCAUUGAAACUGAAGAUGGGUAUCAUCGAAAUCCUGAUCUGUGCACCCAUCCUUGCUCUGUGUGUUUUCGGCCAAACUGCAGACAUUGAAGAGCUUGCCAACAAGAAUGCAGACUUUGCUACUCGGCUGUACAGCACGAUAUCCAGUACAAGUGAUGACAAUGUAGUGAUUUCAACUUUAGGGGCUACUUUAGGUUUAGCCACAUUAGCAGCAGGGGCUGGUGGGACCUCUCGCAAUGAGCUGCUUCAGGGCAUAGGUGUGGCCUCAAUGGAGAAAGAUGGAGAGCCAGAAAGGAUUCAAACCUUACUCCAGAAUCUUAGAGAGACCACCUCUCAGAUCCAGGCCACCGGCCUUUUCACUAGCCAGCAAGUUGAGGCAGAUUCCAGCUUCACCAGCCAGGUUAAGAAGUUUUAUAAUGCAGAUGUUCAAAAGGUGAAUUAUGCUGAUGGGCAAAUGGCCAAAGGAAGCAUCAAUGAUUAUGUAAGAGGCAAAACGGGGGCAAAAAUCGGUGAGAUGGUGAAGACAGUCGACCCCCAAACCAUGGCCAUGCUUAUAAGUGCUUCUUACUUCACAGGCCGGUGGCAGCAACCCUUCAACGUUAGCAACACCCAAGAGGAGCGUUUCUAUGUCAACAAGUAUAGUAUUGUGCAAGUGCCCAUGAUGUUUCGCUCAGACAAAUAUUACCUGGCCUACGAUCCCACACUUAAGGUUGGCAUUCUGAGACUGCCUUGUGAAGAGGGCAUCGCCAUGCUUGUCCUGCUUCCAGAUGAAGAUGUGGAUUACACCCACAUUGAAGAAGCCAUAUCUGGUCACGUAUUUCGCGGAUGGGUCACAAAGCUGAAAAAGACGAGGUUGGAGGUUCAGCUGCCCAGAUUUUCUUUGAAGCAGUCUUCCUCACUAAAGAUGAGUCUGUCCAGCCUGGGCAUUAAAGAGAUCUUUGAGAGCAGUGCAGAUCUGUCUGGAAUAAGCAGUGCAGGAGGCCUGAAACUGUCAGAGGUAGUGCAGAGUGUUGCAUUUGAGGUGGAUGAAACAGGAGGCUCAGUGAGCGAUGCCUCCAAUAAUCCCUUCAUGAACCCUCUUCCUCCAAGGCUUACAUUCAACCGACCAUUCCUUUUUGUCGUCUACCAUGAAGCCACGAAAUGCAUUCUCUACAUGGGACGUGUCGUCGACCCAACAAAGAACUAACUACGUGUAUAGAAACCAAUUGUGCAUGUUUAUUUAUAUCUAUACAAUUAUUCAUGUCAGUGGUUCCCAACUAGGAGAGUGCGGUACUUGGGAAAAAAAUAUAAAACUAUAAUAUUUAAUUCAAAAGCUUCUCUGUGAUCCCAGAACUGUUGAAACCCCAAAUAGCAACAAGCUUACAGUAGGUGUCUUAUUACAUAAAGAGUCUUUUCAUCAACAGUAUUAAAUGUUAUUUAUUUAAAAAAACUUUUAAGCAUGCUCAUUUUAAUAAAAUUAAUGAUAAUUCUCAAUGAUAAUAUGUCAAACACAAAAUGAGUUACUUGGCAGAGUGUUAUGUGAGUCAGUCUCAAUCAUCAUUCACUUUCUUUGUAUAGAAAAACUAAAACUGUCAACAUUACUAAAAAAAUUAACCCUUA
Molecule: messenger RNA, 1776 nt
Organism: Misgurnus anguillicaudatus (oriental weatherfish)
Lineage: Eukaryota; Metazoa; Chordata; Actinopteri; Cypriniformes; Cobitidae
Gene: serpina10a
Product: serpin peptidase inhibitor, clade A (alpha-1 antiproteinase, antitrypsin), member 10a
Biological process (GO): blood coagulation
Molecular function (GO): serine-type endopeptidase inhibitor activity
Source: RefSeq, a predicted model, not a curated record